This is a messenger RNA of Olea europaea var. sylvestris, 3257 nucleotides long. RefSeq names its product COP1-interactive protein 1-like. Bases 952 to 3093 code for a protein of 713 amino acids. Gene Ontology annotation, molecular function: actin binding. Lineage: Eukaryota; Viridiplantae; Streptophyta; Magnoliopsida; Lamiales; Oleaceae. The record is from RefSeq and is a predicted model, not a curated record. The transcript is spliced from 2 exons.
UCAUCAGUAACGAAAGGUACUAAUUGAUGAAAAUUUGAUAAUAGUAAUGCAACAAAAUAAUCUAGGAUACAAGUGCGAUAACCUUUGAUGCAAUUAGAAAAAAUAUGCAAGCAUAGUGAAUAGAAAAUUGCGGUGACAAAUUCUUAGAGAGAGAGAGAGAGAGAGAGAAAAGAAGAUAAUGAUGGCUUAUUUUUUUACUGUUUCAAACGAACGUCCGGAGGUGCAUACAGUAAUAACUGCCACACGAGGUCUAAUGAAAAUAGAAAAAAGGUCGGAGUAAUUUGAAAUUUCAAAAAUGUUUGCAUAAUGGGAUUUGUCGUUCAUUCAGAUCUCUAAAGUUGAAGUUCUCGGGUAAUCUUUUGUUAUUCAUUCUACUCUCCUCUCUUCUCUUUCUACAUGCAACCAAAAGGCAACGAAAAUGGAUAGAAAAUCCUCUUCUUCUUUAUUUAUUUAUUUAUUUAUUUUUUGGAUAAAUAAACAUUUUGUUGAGUCACGGUAAUCACAAUGCAGAACCCAAAAUUUUGUCUGUAUUAAUACUAUUAUAUUUACGUUUAAUUUACAAACCCAAUUCUGAUUUACGCGAGCUCAUGUCAUGGUAUUGAUAAUUGAAUUUAUUGAAUGAUUUCACAGAGAAAUCUCAGUAUGCAUUAUAUAGGAUUCUGGAAUGGGUAGUCGAUUUGUGUGGAACGAGAUUAUACAUCUGAAAAUAUGGGUUUGUUUUCUCAAUUAUAUGUUCAAGUAUUGUGAUCGAGCAAUUGGUAACUAACAAAUAUUUUUUUAUUGUAUUGCAUCUUUAAAUUUGAUAGAGGCAUUUUUUGUUUAUAGGAAGAACUAAAGAGGAUUUUCAUCUUGUGUUUGAACGUAUAAGUUUAUGUUCACAUCAUUAACUUCUUGGAUUCAUUCCUUUUUUAUGCUUUGGUUCAGAAGGAUUGCUUACAUUUUCGAGCAGAAAUGGAAACGCAUCUGUGGAAGGAAUCCACGAAGAUCUUUGGGAACCAUAUCGAUCCUGUAAAAGAAGAGCAACUGGAAUGGAUAAAAAUAGAAAUUGAGAGUAAAGUGAAAAGGAUUUUGAAGCUAGCGAAAAAUAUAAAUCAAGGAAAUAAAGAUGGGAUUUCGAAGAAAAAAUCUGAACUUGUUCACCUCGUUGAAGAUUUCCAGAAGCAUUAUGAAUCCUUAUACUCUCUAUAUGAAGAUUUAAGAGGAGAGGUGAAGAAAAAGGUUAGUGGAGAUGAUUAUGAAAGUUCUGCUUCCACCACAGAUUCAGAGUUGUACUAUUCUCCAGAUGAGUUGAAUGAUAAAGACGGUAGUGAGAAUCCAGAAGUGCCAGAUGGUGAUCGUCACGAACUUGAAACUUCAGAUUUCGAAGAUACUAUUCUCAAGGACAAGUUAACUUCUAAAAGUGAAGUGAAGGAAACCAUAAUUUUGGGUUCAGAGUCAUCUUUCAGCAAUUUUCUGCAAUCCAGGGAAAUUCUUAUGGACCUCGGGAUUCAAAAUGAUGAGUCCGAAAGUACAAAGAAAGUAUUAUUGGAUUCAUCUGUCUUGUUAAAGAGAAAAUUGGUUGAAAGAGAGGAACUGUUGUCGCUCGUGAAAGAGUUAGAGGGCCAGGUUGAAAAAUGGAAGCUUCAGACUGAAACGCUGUCAACGCAGAAAAGAAAACUAGAGGAGCAAAUUAAGUGCAAGUCGAAUGAAGCUGAGGAAUUGAAGGUACAAAAUUCUAGAUUGGAGGCUCGUGUUUUGGAGCUCGAAGCUACAUUCAAAGAGAAAGAAAGUCAAUUUUCUGAUGUGGGAAAAAAAUUCGAGGAAAAUAAGAAGUUCUAUUUGUCUAGAAUUGAAAACCUCGAGGCUCAGGUGAACGAUCUGCAGCUUGAAGUAAAAACUUCAUACGCUCAGACAGACAAACCGGAAGAACAGUUGUCAUUCGAAGACCUAGCGGAAAGAGUUAAUCUUUUACAGCAGGAACUGGAGUGCUUGAGAAGUCAGAAAGCUAGAUUGGAGUUAGAACUUGAAAUGAGAUCAAAAGAAACAUCAGAAUGCCUAAUUAAGAUCGAAAAUUUGAACGAUUUAGAACUUGAGGUUCGUUCUUUAAGUAGUCAGAAGAGUGACUUGGAAGAUCAGAUAAUGAGCAUAAAUCAUGAAGCUUAUCAAUCACAGGCAGAAAAUGAAGAUCUGCAUGCAAAAAAAUUCGAAUUGCAGAAAAUACUUUCAGAAAGAGAAAAUGAACUGGCUACGCAAAUGAGGAAACUUAAGGAUAACCAACAAACUGAAAAGGACAGAUCGCAGCUGGAGUCGAAAACCUUGCAAAAUGAGAAGAGCAGAUUACAGAUGGAGCUUGAAAAAGAGAAAUCUGAGAAAGAAAAAAGGAUAAUUGAGUUAAACAACAAAAUUUGUGAUCAGCAGAGGAUUCAGAUAGAACUGGAGGAUAUGGUGAGCAAGUUAAAAGACGAAAACAAACAAGUUCAAUCAAGGUUGGCAGAUUCCAAGUCGAACUUCUUGAUAGCCGAAAGGAAGGUUGAAGAAAUGGUAGAAGAGCUGAGAAAACAGUUUGAAGACAAUCUCAGAAUCUUGAGCCGUAGAAUUAGGGUCGCAGAACAAUUGCAUAUGGAGAACAAAGAUUGGUAUAGGAAGAAAAGGGAAAUGUACGAACAAGAAAACCGAGAUAUAUUACACGCAGCAAAGGACGUGUUGAAUUCCUUAGAUACAGUGACAUUAAAGCUUGAAGAGUGUAAUGCAAAUUUCUUGAACCGAAUUUCAAAAGCUUCUUGCGAGCUGAAAUUCGUUAAGGAUUUUGCAAUGAGGAAAAACAAUACAUUAGUACACGUAAGGGACGAUUUAGAUUGUUUGAUCGCGCAGUUAGACGAUAAGGAAGCUGAAAUACUAGUAUUCAGAGAGAGGCUUUGGAAGGCAGAAAAUAAAGUGAGAGAAGUGGAGAAAAUGAUAGAGGAGAAAGAAGAAGCCAUGCUAAUACUUCAAGAGGAAAAGAGGGAGGCAAUUAGGCAGUUGUGUGUAUGGAUAGACUAUCACCGCAGUCGGUCCGAUUAUUACAAGAAAAUGUUGUCCGAUUUCACUCCACCUUGUAGGAGGACGGCAUCUUAGGUACAGUGGAGGAUGACAAGUCGACGUCUAAUUUAACUUUUGCCAUCAGAUUUUUGCCAUUUUUGUCAUCAUUCACCACCAAUUCUGUUCAUUCUUUCUACAUGAAGACAGUUUAUGUUGAAUAAAGAUUUUAGGGGCCUGCCAUUACAGUUGGAUACCACCUA